Messenger RNA from Eublepharis macularius, 2391 nucleotides. Its product is annotated as vomeronasal type-2 receptor 26-like. Gene Ontology annotation, biological process: G protein-coupled receptor signaling pathway. NCBI's taxonomy places the organism in Eukaryota, Metazoa, Chordata, Lepidosauria, Squamata, Eublepharidae. The coding region runs from base 1 to 2391 and encodes 796 amino acids. Gene Ontology annotation, cellular component: membrane. The transcript is spliced from 5 exons. Gene Ontology annotation, molecular function: G protein-coupled receptor activity. The record is from RefSeq and is a predicted model, not a curated record.
AUGCCUCAGAACUACCAGCACAUCUUGGCUUUGGAAUUUGCUAUCAAGGAGAUCAAUGAAAAUUCCCAGAUUUUGCCCAAUGUCAGCCUGGGGUUCCAUAUCUAUGACAGUUACCUAAAUCCAAAGUUGGCCUAUCGCGCUGCUCUGCAACUUAUUUCUCCAAAGAACCGAUUUGUCCCCAACUACAAGUGCAAUAUCCAAGACAACCUUAAAGCAGUUCUUGAGGGUAUUCAUUCAGAUAGUUCACAACAUAUCCCUGAUCUUUUGAACAUCUACAAGUUUCCACAGCUCUUGUACGGUCCUGCCCCAGUGAUGAUGGAUAACAAUCAAGUCCUAUCCUUCUAUAACAUGGUCCCCAAUGAAACCCAUCAGUACCUGGGAAUUCUCCAAUUACUUCUCCAUUUCAAAUGGACAUGGAUUGGAUUUUUUGCUGUGGUUGGUGGAAAUUUAGAAUGGUUCAUGCAGAAGAUGCUUCCAGUCUUCUCCCAUCAUGGCAUCUGUUUUGCCUUCAUGUAUGCACUUUCUAAUUUAGGAACUUAUGAUUACAGGAAAGAUGAUGUGAAAUGGUUUGCAGAACUGUAUGAAAAAAUCAUGGCAAGUACAGCCAAUGUAGUUCUUUUCAAAGGACACAUUCGUUGCAUGAUGGUUUUCACUGGUUUGAUAAGACUGGUGCAAAUUAAACACAUGAUGCAAAUAACAAACAGUAAAGUGUGGAUUCUGUCAGCUCAGAUGGAGCUGAAAAUAUAUAGUAAGAAAAAAGACUGGAAUGUACAAAUCUUUCAUGGUGCUCUAUCAGUUGCAGUUCAUUCCAGAGAACUUCAUGGAUUCCAACAAUUCCUUAAGGUCAGAAAGCCAUCCAAUGCUGAGGAAGAUGGUUUCAUCAGUGACUUCUGGGCGAACAUAUUUGGAUGUGUGUUCCCAAAUUCUGCUCUGGGCAAUGUAAAUCAGGAUAAUUGCAGUGGAGACGAGACUCUGGAGGACCUCCCUGUGUUUGAAAUGAGCAUGACUGGCCACAGCUACAGCAUCUACAAUGCGAUCUAUACUGUCGCUUAUGCUUUGCAUGCCAUGCAGUCAUCAAAAGUUAGAGGAAAACUGAGAAGAGAGAGACGGAAACUGGAAAAUCCUCAAGCCUGGCAGCUCCAUCACUUUCUGAGACAUAUCUCAUUUAACAACAGUGCUGGAGACCAGAUUUCCUUUAACCAGAAUGGGGAAUUAAUCGCUGGCUUCGAUGUUAUCAACUGGGUGACAUUCCCAAACCAAUCUUUUGUUCAAUUCAAAGUUGGAAAUAUUAAUCCUCAAUUUCCUUCAAACCAAGCACUCAGCAUUGUUGAAGAAUUUGUGAUGUGGCACAGCCAAUUUAACCAGGUACAGCCUCUUUCUGUAUGCAGUGAAACCUGUAAUCCAGGUUAUAGGAAGAAACUGAAAGAAGGAGAGCCUUUCUGCUGUUAUGAUUGCAUCCCAUGUCCAGAAGGGACGAUCUCUGAUCAUGCAGACUUGGCUGACUGUUCUCAGUGCUUGAUGAGUCAUUUUCCAAACAAGAACCAGAAUUAUUGCAUUCCCAAGAUCAUAACCUUCUUGUCUUACGAAGAACCUUUAGGCACUGGCUUUCUUUUUGCUAUUCUUUCCCUUUCUUUGAUCACAGCUUUGGUGAUGGGAAUAUUCAUGAAACACCACAACACCCCCAUAGUGAAAGCCAACAACCGUACCCUUACAUACAUUCUUCUCAUCUCCCUUCUAUUCUGCUUCCUUUGUGCCCUGCUAUUCAUGGGCAAACCUAAGCAGGCCAUGUGUCUCCUUCGCCAAACUGUCUUUGGCAUCAUUUUCUCAAUUGCUGUUUCUUCUUUACUAGCAAAAACUAUCACAGUGGUUCUGGCUUUCAUGGCUACCAAGCCUGGAAGCAGGAUGAGGAAAUGGGUGGGGAAAACCCUGUCCAUUUCCAUUGUUCUUUCCUGCUCCCUUACUCAAGCAUGCAUUUGUAUUAUUUGGCUAGUAAGCUGCCCUCCAUUCCCAGACAUUGACAUGUAUUCAAUGACAGAAGUUGUAUUAGAAUGUAAUGAUGCCUCUCCUGCUAUGUUUUACUGUGUCUUGGGCUACUUGGGCUUCUUGGCUAUCGCUAGCUUCACGGUGGCUUUCUUUGCUCGAAAGUUACCCGAUAGUUUCAAUGAAGCCAAGUUUAUUACUUUCAGUAUGUUGGUGUUUUGUAUGGUUUGGUUAUCCUUUGUUCCGGCCUACCUGAGUAUCAAGGGAAAAUACAUGGUGGCUGUGGAGAUCUUUUCUGUCUUAACAUCCAGUGCUGGGCUGCUGGGCUGUAUCUUUUUACCCAAAUGCUACAUUAUUGUCCUGAGAUCUGAGCUGAAUAACAGAGGACAGCUAAUAUGGAAAAAUCAGUGA